Messenger RNA from Dentiscutata erythropus, 1797 nucleotides. The record is from the annotation of a GenBank genome assembly. Lineage: Eukaryota; Fungi; Glomeromycota; Glomeromycetes; Diversisporales; Gigasporaceae.
AUGACGUUUCCUACCUUUCUUCUUUAUGAAUUUCUUUUGGAUUUUCAUAACGAUAGAAAAACGCUCUAUACUUGCGCAUUAGUGAAUCGAGAAUGGUGUAGAAUAACGAUUCCUCUUCUCUGGAGGAAUCCCAUAAAACUAUUACAUGGACCUGAUGAUUAUUAUCCAUAUCAUAGAUAUAGAAAUAAUCAUGUAAAACUUGUUGACACAUAUUUAUCGUAUCUUAAUAACGAAGAAAGAGCCAAGCUUAUUAAAAAUGGGUUCAAACUACCGUUAAGAAGUAACCCUCCAAUCUUUUAUUAUAUUUCUUUUCUAAGAUACGUUUCAAAUGGAGAUAUUCAAAUGAUUAGUUUAUUUUGGUGUUUAUACUUUGAUGCUAGUAAGAUACCUGUUAUAAAUCCUUUAAAUUCUUUUAGUAAUAAACGAAGGAUAAAAAUUGUUUCUAGUUUAUGGAAUUUAGUGCGAGAUAUAUUUGAGAUGUUUAACAGGAAACAACGACCAAUAACGACAGAAAUCACUCAAGUAGCUCAUGCUUCAGUAGUUCCUCCUGUAGGUGAUGACUUUUAUACAACAGAUGUAUUAUUGAAAUCUGAAAUAAUACAUCAUACUCUCACAAAGUUGAUUAUAGAGCAAUGCCCUAAUAUUAAACAUUUACAAUCAACGUCAACGCUUAUCGGUUCAAGUUCUAACAACAAUUACACGGAAAUAAUUUUAAAAUAUCCAAGACUUCAUGAAUGUUUUACUCAUUUGAAAAGUUUUGAAAGUCGAAGUAAUUUCUACAGAGGAACUUCAUUUGAUAUACUAUCUGAAAUUUGUCAUGAAUUGCGUAAGAUUGAAGUUUCUUCAUGUAAUCCAACGCAUUUAUCAACUGUUGGUGAAAAUAAAGAAAAUCCAGCAAUAAUAGAGUCACAAAAAUUAUCAAAUCUUAUUAAAGUUCAAAGAUGCUUACGAGAAUUUAUACUUUGGAAUUGUAAGUUAGGAAUUUUAGAUAUCAUCAAUUCUUUAAUAUCAACUCAACAAUAUUCGAUGCGUACACUUUCUUUUCAUCAUUGUGAUUUUCAAAAUAUAAUUUGGUUGCACGUUCUUUCUGAAUUACCAAACUUGGAGACUCUAACAUUUGAUCAAUGUAUUAACGUUUCAGAACAAACAUCAUCAAAACUUGUUCUCUCUAAUCUUAAAUAUUUGAAAUAUAUUUAUGGAUAUACUUCACCAAAUGCGUUAAUAACUUUAAUAGAAUCUACCAAAGAUAGUAUAGUAGAAUUAGAUACUGGCAAACCACAUUUUAAGUUAAAUCUUAUAACUUUUGAUCCAAGAAAAUUUCAAUUUUUAGAAUCGGAUCUUUUUAAUCAUUUGGAAUUAUUACAUAAUAUAAGAUUGUGUAAAAAUUUAAUCUCUUUAUCAACUUAUGUUUAUUCAAAUAUUCAAGAAGAUUUAUUUACUACACUUAUUAGUUUAGAUCAUCUAAAAAAAUUGGUGAUUACCGAGAUUUCUUAUUAUUCAUUGGAAACUAAGCAAAAAUGUUUAAUUUUUUCCGAAUUUUUAACAAAAUUAGCCAAUCAUUUACCAUCAACUUUACAAUGGUUACAUAUAGGAACCAAAUUUGCAAUAAGAAAGAAUAUAUUAGAAGAAUUUAAGAAUAAUACUUUAUGUAAAUUUAAAAAAAUGACAAUUUUUGGAGGAUUAGAUUGGGAUAUGGAAAAUCAAAAAAUAGAAUUUGAAGGUGUUUAUGAUGAAUUAAAUAUUGAUGAUAUUAAAAAUAGGUUGAUUCCAAAUUACGGAAUUAUAUUUUCCGUAUAA